AUGUUUGAGAUAGUUCUCUUGUUGUCCGUGGUUCUUCUUCAAGAAACAGCUCUUGCUGCUGGUCAAAUUUGCCCAGAGAUCGUUAAGUGUCCACCAAAGACGUUGGCAAGUGGAGACAUUGUACAAUCAGAAUUAAUGGAAGUCAAAACUUCGGCCAUACCAAGUGGGUUCAAUUUUCCUCCUGUUCAAUCAAAAGGAUUCUACUGUGCAGGAGGAAGCGUCCCCCUCCAGAGGACGAGUUUCCUGGAGGAUAGCUCCCCUGAUCAUAUCCCCAAGAUGACAACUUACACCAAAGAAUACAAUUCUCUUGGGGGACAACUCCCCCGAAUACAACUCACACCGAGUACAACUCCGACAUCUCCCCCAUACCCAUUCUUACGGUCUUUAAGACUUGUCGGUGGUAAUGAAACUGAGGGAAGAUUAGUUGUCACAUCUCAAGCUGACCCAACAACUGAUUUGCUCGUUCAUCAGCGAGAUUGGCCAAAGGAUGCAUCGCGGUUCGUCUGCAGGUAUCUAGGAUAUGAAGGUGCAUAUGCAACAGUAGGAGGAGAUCUCUUUGAGAUAUCAUCCUCAUCUAAUAAUUCUUAUGAUGCUGUGUCUCUAGGAUGUCCAGCUAAUAUGGAUAACAUUACUCGCUGCUGGUAUAAGCGUAUGGAACGGAAGAUCCGUUUGGACAAGAGUAUUGCUAUUGUUUGUUGUACAUCGUACAUGUGCAACACACCCCGUGGUAGUCCUCUAGGUCUAGAAAGCGGUAAAAUACAUGAUGAUGCUAUUUCAGUUUCAAGUGAGUGGAGCGAGACCACUGUGGACAAAAAUAAAGCUCGUCUUAAUGGUUACUCUGCGUGGCGCCCUAACAUAACCCACGACGCUGACCCCUGGCUACAGGUUGCCUUUGAUUCCGCUUUUAUCAUCACAACUAUCAUAACACAAGGCAGACCAGUAUUUGAAAGACAGUGGACGACCGCAUACAAAGCGUCCUACAGUAUGGACGGAACGUCAUGGGCCUUCUACCAAGACACUUCUGCUAAUACAGACAAGGUCUUCUCAGGAAAUUACGACGGUGAGAGUCAAGUAGAACACAGCUUCUCUGCACCCAUCGUAUGUAGAUACUUUCGUAUCCAUCUGCUAAAGAGCUUGGGUUAUAAGAGCCUCAGGUUAGAACUCACCGGGUACGGUCCCAUCAAUGAAUUAUUAGCUGCUAUGAACCAAGAGGAAUCUGGAUGUUCACAUCCCCUGAGAGGAAGUAAAAUGGGAGUGGAAGAUGGGCAAAUCCCAGAUUCUAGGCUUACUUCUUCAUCGUAUCAAAUUCUUGGUGGAUUCCUUUUUCUAGCGCAAAAUGGAAGAUUGAACGGCGGAAUGGAUUCUAAUAGGAAAGCUGGCUGGCUAGCCGUUGAUGACGACCAAGACAAAUGGGUGAUGAUAGAUGUUGGUCAAACCUCUCUCAUCACCGGUAUUAUUGUACAAGGGCGACACAUGGAACAUCAAUGGGUAACGUCUUUGAAAGUGUCCUAUUCCCUUGAUGAUUAUAUAUGGACAUUCGUUUUGGAACCACAAUGCGAUCAACAAAUCUUUCCUGCAAACUACGAUAAUGACACUCCUGUGACUAUUGUGUUCAACCAGCCACUCACUGCUCGCUACGUCAGAAUUCACCCACUCACAUGGAAGAGUGUCUGCGGCAUGAGAUAUGAAGUCCUUGGUAUACGAGAUUAGGAUAAUUUCAAUAGCUAAAAUAUUUACAAAAAAGGGUCGCUUUUUA
This is a messenger RNA of Lytechinus variegatus (green sea urchin), 1756 nucleotides long. RefSeq names its product lactadherin-like. The transcript is spliced from 10 exons. Gene Ontology annotation, cellular component: membrane. Lineage: Eukaryota; Metazoa; Echinodermata; Echinoidea; Temnopleuroida; Toxopneustidae. Bases 1 to 1710 code for a protein of 569 amino acids. The record is from RefSeq and is a predicted model, not a curated record.